Molecule: messenger RNA, 1220 nt
Organism: Polypterus senegalus (gray bichir)
Lineage: Eukaryota; Metazoa; Chordata; Cladistia; Polypteriformes; Polypteridae
Gene: ndufaf4
Product: NADH:ubiquinone oxidoreductase complex assembly factor 4
Exons: 3
Coding region: 145-684 (179 amino acids)
Biological process (GO): mitochondrial respiratory chain complex I assembly
Cellular component (GO): mitochondrion
Source: RefSeq, a predicted model, not a curated record
UCAACGUAACCUCCUUUCGCAUAUUCUCGCGCAGUUUGUCUCUUCAAGCUUGCCGUUGGGAAGCCGUUAAGUUUGUCCUAUCUUGCUUGCCGUACCGACGGCAGCAGCUUGUAUGCCGUAUCAUCACGACCCCGUGGGUAGAAGAUGGGGUCGCGUUUUACACGAGCGUUUAGGAAUUUUAAUUUGGAAAACCGAGUUGUCAGAGAAAUGAAUAAACCAAAGCCGUCAGCUGCCCCGCGCUAUCCUUCAGAUAAACACCAAGUUGAGCAAAGCAGCGAAGAAUCUAUAAUCCAUGAUGACAUCCAUAAGAAAAAUGACCAUCUAUUAAAAUUAUUGAAGACAAUCUAUGUUGACUCAAAAGAUCCUACUUUAGAGAAGAGGAAACCAGAUCUGCCUGUUUUGAUGGAAGUGGAGCACAGACACCCUAAAUUCAGUCUACCAAAUGACUCUUUACAAAUGUUAAAUAUCAAAACAAUACCGAAAGGAAAAUUAACUGUUGUUGAAGCUGUGAUGAUCCUGAAUAAUCACAAGAAGUCUCCAGCAACCUGGACUGUAGAAAAUAUUGCCCAAGAGUACUGUUUAGAUUUAAAUGAAACCAAGGCAUUUUUAGAUUUUUUCAUUCCUUUUAAUGUGAAAAUUAUACCACCCAAACAAGACAGCAAGAAAAAAAUAAAAGCCACAUAGCACUUGUCCACUGCCUUCAGUUAUGGGCAAUAAUAAAAACAAAUGAGUUAAUAUUAUCAAGUCUGUCAUUUUUUUUUUAUUUUCUUGGAGUUUUUAUAUAGAUACACGAUUUGUUUUUUUUUGUAAAACUGUGUAUGUCUGAACAGGAUAUAUUUAUCUACUGUGUAUGGUAUGUCUGCUAAGAAUAAAGAUAUGAAGGUACAUUUUCUUAUUUGCUGUAAUGUUCUUAUUAUUUGCUCUAAUGUCCUAUGUGACACUGCUGCAUCAUAUUUAUAUUUCUGUAUAUCAGCUUAAAUGGUAAAUGCACGAUUACUUUAUCUAUACUUGUGCCUAAUAAAGUUGGAGAGAAAUUGUCUUGUUAAGUAAAAAAGAGCAGUAUUAGACUCUGUAUCUUCAAUAACUGCCAUAGAAAUUGUUUACUUUAACCAGGAUUUUUACAGUCUUUUGUCAUGGGAUCAAGCCUAUUGAUUUGCAAUUUUUUAUGAGUGUUUUUUGUGAUAAUAGCAUUUAUUUAAAUAAAUGUGUAUGUACACUUA